Messenger RNA from Cuscuta europaea, 2954 nucleotides. NCBI's taxonomy places the organism in Eukaryota, Viridiplantae, Streptophyta, Magnoliopsida, Solanales, Convolvulaceae. The record is from the annotation of a GenBank genome assembly.
UCUCUCUCUUCUCUCUUCUUCUCCUCCUAUGUUUUGUAGUUGUCUCUUUUCUUCUUCACGAGAUUUCCCCACGCAGACCAGAUGAGCUGGUAAUGUGGCCAGGGGAACUUCAUUAAUCCGGGUUGUCAAAUCCGAUCUCCCAAAAUCCGAAUGCCCGUUUUUUCAUUUUGAUGGGUUUUGGGGGAUCACUAUGGGUUGCGUCAGCUCCAAGAAGGCUCGCUCCAAUAUCUCCCCUCCUCGCGAGCCAUCCCUUCACCACCGAAAUGCCAGCGGGAAAAGAUCGCAGUUUGGUUCGGGUAAGCUCAAAUCCGGGCUCGGAUCCUCUAGGGAGAUCCGGGUUGAGCCUGAGAACGAUAAACUCGAGGCACCCAAAUCUUCUUCUUCUUCCUCUUCGUCGUCCUCUACACGACGUUCCGGGAAUUCGAUGGUGAUGAAGAAUGAGCUUCCAGAAAACCAUAUUUCUUUUAGCAUCCCUGCCGAAAGGUUGACGCAAUGCGAACAAAUAGCUGCCGGUUGGCCGACCUGGCUCACUUCCGUUGCCGGAGAGGCCGUCGACGGUUGGCUUCCUCUUAGAGCUGACAUGUUCCAAAGAUUAGAUAAGAUUGGACAAGGUACAUAUAGCACAGUGUACCGAGCACGGGAAAAUGAAAGUGGUAGAAUGGUUGCAUUGAAAAAGGUCCGGUUCGACAAUUUCCAAGCAGAUAGUGUAAGGUUUAUGGCACGAGAAAUAACAAUUCUUCGCAGGCUUGAUCAUCCAAACAUCAUGAAACUGGAGGGAAUAAUUACUUCCAAGUUAUCCUGUAGCAUAUACCUCGUUUUUGAAUACAUGGAACAUGACCUUGCUGGAUUGCUCUCUUCUCCUGACAUCAGAUUCACUGAGUCACAGAUCAAAUGCUACAUGAAGCAGCUGAUGUUGGGAUUGGAGCAUUGCCAUUCAACGGGCGUAAUACACAGAGACAUCAAAGUUUCCAACAUUCUAGUAAACAAUAAUGGGGUUUUGAAGAUAGCUGACUUUGGACUUGCAAACUUCAUUAAUGCAAAAAACAUGCAACCACUUACCAGCCGCGUGGUGACCCUGUGGUAUCGACCUCCUGAACUGUUGCUGGGGUCGACAAAUUAUGGGGCGACGGUUGAUUUAUGGAGCGCAGGUUGCGUUUUUGCUGAACUCUUUUGUGGGAGACCAUUCCUUAAAGGGAGAACUGAGGUGGAACAACUACACAAAAUCUUUAAGCUUUGUGGUUCUCCGCCAGAGGAUUACUGGAAAAAGGCUAAGCUUUCACUUGCAACUGUGUUCAAACCGCAACAUCCUUAUGAGAGUACACUCCGAGAGCGAUGUAGAGAAUUCCCCGAAGCCGCUGUGGACCUCUUAGAAACACUUCUUGCAAUAGAACCGUGUAAGCGUGGAACUGCUUCGUCGACACUUGCCUCCGAGUAUUUUAGUUCAACGCCAUACCCUUGUGAUCCAUGGAGCUUGCAGAAGUACCCUCCGAACAAAGAGAUUGAUGCAAAAUCCCGUGAAGAUGAACGAAGAAGGAAUGCAAUUUAUGCAGCAAGAGGUUAUGGAGCUUCCAAACAUCCUAGAAAAGUCCGAAAAAAUCUACACGAAUCUAUCAGUUUCUGUAGAGCUCUUCCAAUGCAGGAGAUGGAGGCCAACAUUCCAUUUUCUCGUAGAAACAAUGUUGGUGGCGGGACUCGUGCUACUAAAGGAGCUACAGUGUCACGAAUUUCAUUAAAACCAUCAUAUGAUACAACGUCCGAGGUUUCUCAAGCAACGACAGAUUUAUCACAAGCUGAAACAGCUGUCUCUGCCCCUCUAGAAAUGUCUUCUAGUUCGAAAUGGAAAAAGAACAAAAAACAAGACUAUGCAGGUCGAAGGACUCACACUAAUAAUGUCAAUUCAAAAGGUCUAAAAUGUAAUGUCUUGGAUCACUUGUCAGAUGACUUCCAUACUCAAGCUAGAAGCCCAGAUAUGAUUGAUAAGCGUGCUCUUCACAAGCAGCGGUUAAAAUCGGGAAAACAACAGUCAUUUGACUCAUCUGAUAUGUAUCACUCAAGAAAGCUAUCAUUGGAGAAUGAUGACCCACAAGGAAGUACUGGGUUUUUAGGGGCAUUUUGCCAACAACCAAAUAUGUUUGAUACAAGGCAAGAUACCAGACCCCAUCAAACUGUUCGUAGAUCCCGUUUCUACAGAGAUUUGUAGCUCAGAAUGAACCAAGGAAGACUGGCAUUCAACUAUAAAGUUCUUCCAGAUUUUUUUGGCACUUCUCUCUGAGCUUUCGCCUGUGCUCCAACCCUUAUAAAUAUAAUGAAAUGUAAAAAGGGAGUGAGAUGCACUAAGAAAAAUCAGGGUUCCAAUCAAAUUUUGAGGAGAAUGAACUAAUGGAUUCAAGGUUCAGUGGGCACCAUAGAACGCAGAUCAGAUUUUGCAUUCACCACUGCAUUUUUUCUUGGAAAUGAAAUCUAAUGGAAAAUUUAUGUGCUAAGUGCAACCAUGUACAAAUCUCAAAUGUAUUUCUAUUCUCGAGUGUAAAGUACAGAGCAGAGUGGUGCUAAACUCUUUUUUGUAUACAUAUUAUUGUAUUUUGUUGGCUUCAAUGUACAUUCUCAUUCAUCUGGAUCCGUGAUUCAUGAAAAGAAAGGAGGCACCAUGUUCCCGAAAGUCCCUCAGAACCGGUCAGAUGGUUUGUCAGGAGAGUUAAAUUGCAAUUUGAUCUAUAGAAAGUGAGUUAUACACUUGGCGGUUACGUGUAUAUCUUGCUGGCCCUAACCAUAGCUAUGUUUCAUGUUUGCAAUUGUAGUAAAUGAUUUUCAAAGCUGAUGAGCAACAUCUCAAAGAGUAUUUUGGAUAGAGUGAUGACACUUUCAUUUAAAAAUGCUCAUGAUAUGCAAAGUGAUCUGAUUUUUUUUCUUUUCUCUAGCUGAUGUUCUUAGUUUGGUGCUUUUCAUGGCUUGCC